Messenger RNA from Phasianus colchicus (ring-necked pheasant), 2499 nucleotides. RefSeq names its product centrosomal protein 44 (gene CEP44). Gene Ontology annotation, biological process: centriole-centriole cohesion; centriole replication. Gene Ontology annotation, cellular component: spindle pole; centrosome. The record is from RefSeq and is a predicted model, not a curated record. Lineage: Eukaryota; Metazoa; Chordata; Aves; Galliformes; Phasianidae.
GUUAGCAACCCUGCACAUAGCAGGGGGGUUGAAAUUAGAUGAUCAUUGUGGUUAUUUUCAACUCAGGCCGGUCUAUGAUCGUAUGGCUCUAAGAGUAAUGGUAUCCAAAAAUAUAAUUUUGUGAUAUUGUGAACAUCCAUUUUCAGGCCCCAGAUUCAGGAAGCCACUCAAAUGCAUGUUUCCAAACUUGUGAUUGAUGUAACUUCAGCCAGUACCCGCAACCUUCCGAUGGCUUGGCUGUCACAACUCUCACAGGAAGAAGCGACACUAAGCUUUUUUGUGGACUGCUGAUCUCCCCUGGCACUGCCUGGCCUAUGGCUAUCAACCAGCCUGACUUAACUUUGCAGAGAAUCCCAGAUCCAGGUCAGCUUCGUGUUACUGUGUUCUAGAGUAAAUCUUUUUCGCAGUGGAGCCCACGACAGGAGACUACAAGCUAAACGCCAUCUCCGUUAGGACGAAGAUGCAGAUGGUGACGGGGCUACCGCGUCACCAAAGCACACGCGGAGGCUCCAUGCGAGGCCUUUGCAUUGCACCGAGCCCUGCGGCCGCGUCCGAGUUCAUCUUCGCGUCUUAAGCCUCAUUCCCCACAGCCGCCCUCCGCGCGGCGGCCUGCCGGCGCCCUGGCUGUGAGCGACACAGCCGCCCCCAGACAACGAACGUGCCCCUCGUGAACGGGCCGCACCGCCCCUCUCACCGCAGGGCUGUCCCCGACCCGGACCGCGCCGAGGGAGGCGGCGACCCCGGCCCCUCGCAACACCACCGGCUGGUACCGCCCCCGAGUGCCAUUGGCCCGCACCAGUCAGGCCCGGCCUCUGAUUGGCCGCGUCGCCCGUCCAUCAUCUCCCGGCCGCUUGCCCGCCGACGGAGCCCAUCCACGGGAGCCCUUCCGCGGUCCGUACCUGUGCGAGCUCGGGUCCAACCGCCGCCGCGACGAGCUCGUUGCGGGUCGGUGCGUGAGCCUCGCCGGACGGAGAGGGGCUAGGCGGCCCUAGGGGUGGGAAGAGGCGGUGAGGCCCCUACGGCGCGCAGGGAGACGCCGCCGCGCCUCCUGCCAGGCAGGUUUGACGUUCGCUGUUGUUGCUGGAAGUGGCGUCACCGCGGACGGACGCGCUGGAAGCGGAAGCUGCCGUUGUGCCGCGCGGCGGCAGAUUCGGGUGUCAGAAGCGGGCGGGCGGCUCCGGCCACGGAAAGCGUCGGGGACAAUAUUAUAUUAAAAUUACCUUGUAAUCUGAAAGAGCAGUGUUUGGAAGAAUGACAACAGGAGACCUAAAAGGAUGUUUAAGAAAAAUGGAACAAGGACUUCGCAUGUUAAAUUAUCCAAGAGAUGUGGAUUAUACAGUGUUAGUGAAGGGUGAUCCAGCUGCAUUUUUACCCAUAAUUAGCUAUUCCUUUACGUCGUUCUCAACUUACAUAGCAGAACUUCUGGUGAAAUGUGAUGUGGAACUUACAGCAAAGAGUGACUUGCGCUUUAUUGAAGCUAUUUAUAAGCUUCUUCGAGAUCAAUUUCACUAUAAACCAAUCCUAACUAAAGAGCAGUUUCUUCAGUUUGGUUUUGCAGAAAGAAAAAUGCAGGUUGUUUGUGACAUUAUCAACUGCGUGGUGAAAAAACAUAAGGAAUUAAGUAGCCUGAAUAAGGUUAAAUCCCAAACAAGAAAGAAAUUCAGACCUUCAAAACGUGAAAUAUGGUCAAAUUGUGGUAGUGUUCUUAUUGAUCUCAGUGGCAGCACUCUGAAUUCCAAACAGCAGGCUCAAAAGGUGCCUCUUGUAGUACGACACACAGGAGAUGAAGUUAGGGAUGACCUUCCUCUUGGGCCUGUUAAUCCAACACCCCUUAAUCCACCAUCCCUUCCAGCAGAGGGCGGUAACGAAGAAGAAUUGUACUUAGAUGAUGAUGUUGUGGAAGAACAAGUCAUAGAGAACAAUUCUCAGAUGGAGUUCCUAAGGAGUCAACUUGCUGAUUGCCAGGAAAAGCUUCAUAAGCUAGACUGGAUGGAAGAUAAGUUACGUGUUUUGGAAGAGAGGCUGAAAGGGAAGGUGAUUAUAGAUGAGAAGGACUGGAAUAAUUUGUUGAGCAGAGUUUUGCUUCUUGAAACAGAACUGUUGCUGCAGUCCAAAAAGAGAGACUUAUCUGCAGAGGUCAACAGCGUAAGUCAUGAUGAGUCCAGUAUAAUUCCCAUCUCUCCUGAUACAGAAAAGAAGGAGGAGAUGACAGAGUGUCCUCGUCAGUCGUCUGGAUACAGUUCAUUAUUAUCCACAGACUCAUCUCCUAAAGGCAUGAUAAUUAAUUCUCAUGAUCUGACAGAGAUUUCAAAGGAGACAACAAGACAAAGAAUGGAAAGGAUAAGUAAAAUAAUUGAAGAAACCUCAGAAUUGUUGAAAACCUCAAGUAACACCUCUGAAAAGGCCUGAAAGAAUGGCUCUUCAGGCCGUUCUCUCUGAUGUAUGGAUAUAAAAAUUAAUAUGUAUGCUUGUACGACAUUAAAUUUUUAAUAUAUCAAA